Molecule: messenger RNA, 244 nt
Organism: Racocetra persica
Lineage: Eukaryota; Fungi; Glomeromycota; Glomeromycetes; Diversisporales; Gigasporaceae
Source: the annotation of a GenBank genome assembly
AUGACAGAAACAAAAAUCGAAAAAAUAAUAUUUACCUUUCGAGAAUUAGAAAGCCUCGAAGGACAAUGGCAAAUUAAGUUUGCCGAGGAAGUUGCUUAUCAAGAAACCAAGAUAAGCGGACUUAUUUUACCCAAAAAAAUUAAUUGGAGCAAUUUUUCGGAGUCGAAGCCGGCGUUGAAGCAGGACGAACAAUUUAUCGCCCGAGUGACAGAAAAUAAUUGCCAAAUCCAGGAAACCACGGAGG